UCCUCUCCUCUGCACAGCCAGCUUUGCCUUCUGAACCGCAUACAGAGAGAGAACCUACACUUCUGCAGCCAUGACGACUGUCGUUUUAAAGAUGCUGUGCGUUCUGCUCUGCGCAGUGUUCGCCUCUGCUGACGUCAUGCCCAUGACUGACUUCGACAUAGAAAAGAUGGGAGGAAAGUGGUAUCUCAUUGGCUUUGCUACAAAUUCAAAAUGGUUUGUCAGUAACAAGGCAGACAUGAAGAUGGGAACUGCCGUGAUGCGUCCUACCGAGGACGGAGACCUUGAUCUCAGUUACGCUAGUAUGAACAGUAACGUUAACGGUUCCUGUUGGAGAAUGACACACCUCGCUAAGAAAACUGAGACUCCAGGACGUUUUGUCUUCCAUAGCCAGCGUUGGGGAAAUGACAACGACAUGCGUGUUGUCGAUGCCAAAUAUGACGAGUAUGCUCUCAUUCACACCAUCAAGACCAAGGAAGGGAUUUCUGAGGUUCUUAACAAACUCUACAGUCGUUCCGCAGUACUUUCUGAUGACUUGAAGGAGAAGUUCAGGCAGUUCAGUCUGGACACCGGUAUCCUUGAGGAAAACAUUGCCAUACUGCCAUCAAUCGGAGAAUGCCCAGAUGCCGAGGUUCUCGACCAAAGCCAAACAACUUCAGCUAGUCAGACCAUUUCAACUGAAAAACCCUUGUGAAUUUGCUGGCCUUCUAUCUGCUUGGUUUUCAUCUCUUUCAUUUUGAAUGCAAACAUCAGUCUCUCUUUUUGCCUUAAACACACUUCUUGUGCUCAGGAUGAAAACCAAUUUGCAACUAGUUUAUCCAAAUAAUCUCUCGAAGCAGGGGGACAGAAUGGCAAAGCAUUACCUUAUCCAAAUUAUGCAAUUUAAUAAACUGAGCUCAGUUCUUGAUGUUUUUUCCUCCUGUAAAUGUGUCAAACAUGUUUCAUAACUGAUAUGGCAAACCUGUAAACAAAUGUUUAUGAACAGUGCCUGAACAAAUGUUUACAAAUGUUGGUGCGAUUCAUUCAAAUUCUCCAAUUGCGUUUCAUAUAAUGAAAAAUAAAAACAUUUUGGACACAAAAUACUGUUUAUUACUUCUGUAUUUACAAAUAUUUCAUAUACAUAUAACAUAUAUAUAUUUUUUAGAAUCUCUUUAUUCCAAAUUAUAAAUGUUCAGUAUCUGUGUAAAAAAUAAAAUUUGCCCUAAACAUCUGAAUAAUUAUAAUCUGAAGGUGAGUUUGACAACAGAGCAAAAGCCAAACAGCCAUAUUCAAGAAAUACACAAAACUAGCGUCUAAAUUAAAACGAAUUUAGAUAACCAGGCAUUUGGCCUGAUUUCAUGUUUGCACACCCUGGUUAAACCUGAAGAUCUCUUGUGAUUUGAGUACUAUUUGCAAUAUCAAUUAUUGGAAAUAUUACCAAGAAACCCUUUAUCUUACAUUCUAAAUUCAUUGUCUUAAAUAACAGCUGUUAUUAGUAAAUUAAUGCGACAGUGUUGAAACUAAAAGAUGGGAUUCCCAAAAGCACA
This is a messenger RNA of Carassius carassius (crucian carp), 1523 nucleotides long. Its product is annotated as lipocalin-like. The coding region runs from base 71 to 691 and encodes 206 amino acids. NCBI's taxonomy places the organism in Eukaryota, Metazoa, Chordata, Actinopteri, Cypriniformes, Cyprinidae. Gene Ontology annotation, molecular function: small molecule binding. The transcript is spliced from 6 exons. The record is from RefSeq and is a predicted model, not a curated record.